AUGUCCAUUGUGAGGGAGGCGGGCUGGUGCUGGCCCCCGGCGGCGCCGCCGCUGUUGCAGUUGGUGAAGUGGCCGGAUGCUCCAUCGGAGGUGGAGGCGGCGGAGGAGGAUGACAGGGAAAUGUACUGUGGGUGGGCUCGGAAGGAAGGAAGGACAGGGAGGUCGCCGGAGUAGUUGCCGGAGAGCAUCUCCAUGACCCAUUUCAUGGUGGGCCGGGAAGUCGGGUCAUGGAGGGUACAGAGCAGGCCGAGGUGGAUGAGCCGCUCCAUCUCCGCCGGCGAGAAGGAGCCCUCCGGCAGCCUCCUGUCGCUGGCGGCGAGGCAUCUCCCGUCGUCAGCGAGGCGGCGGACCCAGUCGAGGAGGAUGAUCUCCUCGUCGGAUACGGAUAGGUCCACGGCUCGUCGGCCGGCGGCGACCUCCAGCACGACGACGCCGAAGCUGAAGACGUCAGAUUUAGCCGUCACCGCCUGCGGCGGCUGGCUUUGGAAGCCCUCCGGCGGGAGGUACCCGAUGGUGCCGCUGGUCCUGCUCGUCUCCGUCAGCCGGAACUGCUUAUUGCCGAUGGCGGAGGGGCCAGGGGCGGUGCCGGCGCCGUCGGCGUCGUUGUCGUGCUCGCGCCACCGGGCGAGGCCGAAGUCCCCGAGACGGGCGCGGAAGGCGGAGUCGAGGAGGACGUUGCUGGACUUGACGUCACGGUGGAUGAUCUGCGUGUCGAGCUGGUCGUGGAGGUAGAAGAGCGCCGCCGCGAGGUCCUGGAGGACUCGCCGGCGACGGGGCCAUACGAGCGGCGGCGCCGCCGUGCGCGGCGGGGAGAAGAGGAGGCGAUCGAGGCUGCCGUUGGGCAUGUAGUCGUAGACGAGGAGAAGCUGGGAGUCAUGGUUGCACCAGCCGCGGAGGCGGACGAGGUUGCGGUGGCGGAGCUGCGCCACCGCCGCCAGCUCCGCCGCGAAGGUCUUCUCGGAGUGGUCGCCGGAGGAGGCCACGCGCUUCACGGCGGCGAGGCUGCCGUCGCUGGGCAGCACAGUGCGGUACACGCGGCCGUAGCCGCCGCUGCCAAGCAGCUCCCUCUCGCUGAACCCGUUGGAGCCCACGUAGAGUUCGGCGUAGCUGAACACCCGGGGGUUGCCGGCGGCGGCAGCGCCGUCCGUCCCCCCAGCAGCGGCGGCAACGGCGACCCCCGCCGUGUCAAAGAACUGCGGCAAGUCCUGGAGGGGCAACUCGCAGCAGCUGAAUUGGGGGAGCCAUGGGCGGCGGACCGAUGCGGCGCGGCGGUAGUGGUGCUUCGUGACCUCGUCGGCGUCGGAGGAGAAGACUUGACGGAGACGUCGCAGCUUCAUGACGGCGGCGGCGCGGGGGGAGGGGAUCUCAGGGAGAGGACCAGUCCCUUGCCGGAGAAGGAGAAGACGAGGAUGAAAAUGGAGACGGCUGCCGUGAAUGAGCCGGCGUUCCCCCUCCCCCCUCCGGAUCUCCCCUUCGUCUGUCCAUCUCAACCUUCAGAAUAUUCCGGUCUCGCCGGCGGCCGCCAGAUGGGGAAGAGACAUAAGGCGCGACCCAGCGAGCGAACCAGAGACGUCUCCUUUCCUUGACCGCCCCUCCUCCAUCUUCUGCUUCUUAUUCUUCUUCCGGUCUCUAUCGGUUCCUGGUUGGUGGGGGAGGAGAGACAAGCGCGGCGUUUGUUGUUAUCUUGGGGACUCGUUCUCCCUUCUCCAGCUUCACCGACGAGGAGCUGCCCAUGUUUUCCGCCAACACCAUGCAAGAAUCCAAGAACGCUGCGAUCAGAUGGGCCACCCUCGAUAUUUUUUUUUGUCCCUAUUAUUUAUUAAUUUAUUAUUCAAUGCCCAGUCUGCAUAUGCUCCUCGUGCCCUAUCGGCGUGCGUACUGAUUUUACAAAAAAGUACCUGUAAAAUGAGAAGACCGAACCCAGUAUUGGUUUAGAGAUGAGUACGCAAGAAUCAGAGGAAUAAAUGGUUUGAUACAAGGUUAAAGCUUCCUUCACUCGUUGCAUAUCAUUAAUUAAUUAAUUUCGAGGGUUUUCUGUGUUAGAUUUUGAAGAAUGGAGUGAUAUGGAUGAUUGCAUGCACGCACACUUGUCAGCAAGCCAUAUUUGUAUUGGUCUGAGUUUAUCCAUCACACAUGGGCCAUGCAUGCGAUGAUAUGACAACCUUUCGGAUGUCCCAUAUAUAUAUUUUUUAUAGUUUUAUAAUUUUUUUGGUUCAGAUUGCUGCCUAUAUUUAAUUAAAAAUGGGAAUCAGUGGGAUGGGCAUGUGGAUAAGUUCUCGAAAUUAUGCGGUAUUUUUAUUUUCACAACUUUAAAAUAGUUAAUAGUAAAAAGGGUAUUCUUGGUUUAAUUUUAUCUUUAUCAACUAACAUUAUUACUUUAUCACUCAUUGUCCAAAUGAUAAGCAAUGAACUAUAAUCGACAAGGAAUUUGCCCAACACCUGCUUAUGGGGAGGGAGGGAGGGAGAGAGGGAGAGAGGAAGAGAGAGAGUCAGUUUGCCUAUCCACGUCAGAAGGAUGAGAGCUUAGCUAUGAGCUCCCCAAGAGUCACUUUGGCAUCGUCUUCUCUUCCAAUCAGCCUGCAAUUGGAUAGGCAUCUGUUAAUUGAUCGGAUAAUGAUUAAAAAUAGGAAUUAUGGCCUCCCAAAACCAGAUUAUGAGACAGUAGCGAUCUACAAAAAUGACAUGCUCACUAGUUAUAGUUUGGGCAUUCACAUGGUACUGGUCAUCUAUUUAUUGGGUCUCGAGUGUUGAAUGGAGUACUUCUCUCUACAUAAAACGGGAAAGGGAGAGAGAGAGAGAGAGAGAGAGAGAGAGAGAGAGAGAGAGAGAGAGAGAGAGAAGGAUAAGAAGUGAGAGGAAUGAAAGUAAGAUAGAGUGAGACGGAAGAUGAACAAGGAAGGAAGAAGGGCAAAUCAGCAGCCACCGAAUUCGGGGGAGAAUAUUAGAGCCCUCGUUGAACAGGAUCUAACCAAUAGAGACAGCAUCAACCCAUAUCACCUUGUAAGCCUCCCUCCAACCCUCUUCCAUCAAAAAAUGUUGGAAUCAGGAUGAGCAAAAUAUGGAAUUAAUUAUGAGCCAAAAAUAGGAAAUGGGGCAAGCCAAAAGGAGAAUAAUUUGGGUCUUUGCUGAUUGAUUCGGGGGAAUGUUUGGAAAUCGCAAGGAGGGUUCAAGAAUGAACUGAAAAUAAUCUGAUAAUCGAAAAAAUGUUGGAAUCAGGAGGGAAAAUCCUAUAAGUAGAACAGAAGGGAAAAAUAUUGUGAUUCUAUAGCUGAAUAAAAGCUGUAGAAAUCAUCCCAAGGGGCUCAUGAUUGGGCAGUAUCAUGUUUAUUUAAAAAUUAUACUUGAUUCUUGUCCUGCAUAUGUAGCGUCAAAUUAUUAUUUUUUAAAUCAUGUCAACAAGCAGAUGUUCAUGUUUAGAGAUUGUCUAUACGCCAUUAUUUCACCACAUAGAAAAAUCAGCUACUGUUUCCCAAAUGGAGGGAAAGUUGACCUAACUGGGAGAAUUCCCUUCUGCAAGGGUGCAACUCUCAUAUUUUUUUUGAAAAAAAUCUUCAUUUUAACAGAUGCAUAAACAAACUUAAUGGCUCUCGAGAUCACUUAGAUAUCUUUGCAUUAGAUCAUGACUGAGAAAUGUUAUAUGAUAUCAUUUUCAUCACUCAUUACCAAUGAUCCCAGCUUUCAUAUUCCUGACAGCUUGCUUAUUUUAGGAUCUGUUGAUGGACUACAGUGAACAAUUUUUUAGUAUUCGAUUUGCAGUAUGAUAGAUUCCAUGAUGUAGUUCAAUAAAACACCAGAAAAAGAAUCUUGGGAUUAUAUUCACGUUUUUAUGGGUUUGAUCCCUGAAAAGGCAUCCAUUAUACACUAUCACCUUAUUUGGAACAGAUUAUGAAGUCAAUGGCAUUAAAGUUUCAAUUCAGAAAAGACAGCCAAAUAAUUUAGACAUUUUGCAACCCAAAAUACGAUUCUUAGAUGGGUGUUUAAGGUUAUCAUAUCAACAAGAUGCUUCAUAUUCACAUAUCAUAUCAGUUUUUGACCAAUUAACAACUUCCUGGGUAUGCCAUGUCCCUCCUUACAAGAAGGUAUCAAGCAACUGUCCCCAAAAUUACCAUACUUAAGGCAGUGCAGAAGAGGGCUGAAAUGACCAAAAUAUAGAAUGUUGCAUAGUACAACUACGAAAUAUUGACCACUAAUAGUAAUAUAUGAAAACUGAAUAAAUUACUGCAAAUCAUAAGAUGGGCAAAAAAAUCCAGGUAAAUUUUAAUGUCAAACCUUGGACGUUGGUGAAUCUGAUGACACCUGGCUUAUUGGUUUUCCAGGUCUAGCAAGUUUCCUGAUUGCACAUAGUUGAGAGACAAUUUCCUCCAACAAUUUUAACUGGCAAUUCUCUUUCUCCUUAUGCUCAGACAAGUUUAGCUUCUCCCUUCCAUCUUGGAUAAUCCUUAGCCUGUCUCUCAGAAACUCAACUUCAGCUUCUAGUUUAGAUCUCUCCCUGUCAACCGCAGACAUUGAAUUCCUCCUUAAAUUGGAAAGUGAGAAGCUGUCACAUGACAUGUUUACCGGCAGAAGUGCUCUUCUCGAGCCUGAGAUGCUCCUACGAACAUUUCGGUCAGCUUCCAAACAGGUGCUACCCGAGUACCUUCUUGUUAGGUCAACCUUCCUACCUCCAUCAGGUUUAGAAAAAGCAUCACAAAUUGAGUUAUCAGAUCCCCUAGCGACCUGAGAAAAGCAAUUUGCAUGCCUAUUUCCAGCUAUAUUCAUCUCCUCGUCAGUAAUAUGGACAUCAAGAACAGCCGGUUCAGACUCCAAAUGAGCAUCACAAAUGUUGAACCCUCUUCCAUCUCCAUCGAGUUGAUUAUCCUGACCUGCUUCAUCACGAGGGAGCCAGCCGGAACCAUCAAAAUCAGUCUUCUCAACUUUAUUAAGAGAAACAUGAGCUUCAUUAUGAGAAAUAUCUUCUGAAGUGUCCAACGGAUGCGAACCAAAUGCUUGGCUCUGCCAGGACGCGCACAGAUCACCAGCUAAUAUGCCCUUCUCCUGAGCAUCCGUAGGCAAUUCGAGAGAAGCCCCUGAUUUUUUUUGCCCAUGAAUCUCGGAGGAAUGAGAGAGCGUGUCAUAACAAGGACUCAGACAGCAGAUAUCCUCAACCAGAGCCCCAGAAGGUUGUUCAUCACCAGUUCUACUACAUUUUCCCUCUUCAUCCCUGGCUAAAGGAGUAAUAUACCGAUUUCCACUGCCAUGUGUGACGCAGUCCGGAGGCCCACCAUCAUUUUCAGUGAGAUUUGCAGUGUGAAGGAGGUUGCCCAGGUGGCCAGAGUCACUGUCUACCAUUCUGCCCUCUGUUGCAAACUUAGAAUCCUGUGGUAUUUCUGUGUCCCUGUCAAACUCAAAAGAAUAAUUUAGCCUUACUCCUGUCAUUUUGAUUACAUCAUGAAGCUCAUCUGAAGGCUGUUGUUGGCUCCCAUCUCCAGAGAGUAUCAUCUGCCUGUACAGCUCGACUUCUUUCUCUAGGACAUGGUUUUCUCUUUCCCUCCUCACAAUGAUCUCUUUAAGAAUGUUCAUCUCUUCUUCGUCAUAAGCAGUUCUUUCCUCUACAAUCCUCUCGUAUUGCCGAGCUUCCAUCUCUAUUGAUGCCUUUUCCUUUUGGAGCCGCAGUAUCAUGGCCAUGGCCUCAUCUGCCGCAGUGGCAGCGGCACUCCUUUCCUUCUCCAACUCGAGAUACAGAGAAGAACGAGCAACUUGCUCUUCUUCUAGCGCCUGCUCCAAGAUUCUGAUAGCACUGAUACCACCUUCUUUGCAUCUAUUCUCUGCAAGAACCCCACUUACUGAGUCAUUUUCUGUGGCCCCACAUCUGGUCAGCUGCUUGAUUGAUCCCACACUAAGAGCAUCUACCUCGCCUCUAGCAGAGGACUCGAUCUUUCCUGAAAGGUCAGAAUUGUUCAUGUCAUGGAUAGAACUCAAAACAGCUAAAAUCUAAAUAUAGAUAAUGAACGAUUGAUAAAAAACAAAAGGAAAAAAAUUAACACUCAGAUGCUGAACUCAGAGAUUUCACAGUUUCCUCAGCCAUGGUACCUGGAGAAUGCCGAGGCCCUUGGCAAGAUGACAGCGACUCGGAGGGCGAGUCACAGGGCUUUGACUUCCUUGGCUCUGCAGCAACAUUGCAGCGCCGCCGCCUCAGUUCUGGCAGUGAGUGCAGAUUAACUAUACCACUUCUCCUAAUAACCGAAGCACCAUGGAGAAGCCCGUCUCCUUUAUCCACUGACGGAGAAUCGCCAUAGCUUAGUCGGUGCCCAUUGACAUUGUUCCAGUUGGAGACGGAGGCCUCCUCUCCAGCCGUCUCGAGAACCUCGUCAUUCUGGGCUUCAUCCCUACACACAUCAAAAUGACAGGAGGUGCCUUCUUCCAGGGGCCAAGCAGGGCUAAAGGGAAAUCGUCUCCGUAGAGACAUCUGAACAUGUGAGAUCUUCCGGGGUGGAUAGAGAGCAAGCAUCUCCUGAAGGCACUGCUCAUCGGGGCGCCCAAAGAGCCCCUGGCAGGGGCAUGGGAGGCGUUGGCCGAAGAGCUCCAGGAGUUUCGUCGUAAGGAAGGCCACUGUGGCCCCGCAGAGCAUGAACCACGCCAAUGCCAGAUCCAGGAAUGCCCCAACAAGGCCGGAGAAGGUCCACCUGUUGAUCAUGUGGCAAGACAUCUCCACAGAAGCCUUCAUCAGGAAACUUCACACCUCAAAAAUCUCAAGAAUCGAAGAAAUAAGCAGGUGGAACUAAUCGAAAAAGUGGUGCUGCGAGAGGCAGCCGAGCCCGUUUCUUCUUGAUGCAGACUCUACAAGAUAGCUACGGAGUUCUGAAGCAGCGGAACCUUCGUGGGAUAUCAACACGAAAGAAGAAGGAAGACAGGCUCCGCUGAGGAACCCAAAAUCGACGCUGGCAAAUCGAACGUCGGCCACUUCCAGCCAAUGCUGCCCAUCAGAUCAAACAGAAAACCCGAACUGAAUAAAAAAAAAUACCACACUAACUUAGCAAGACCGACAGAAAUUUGAUCUGAAUUGAAAGGGAUCGCGGGCUUGGUUAAUAUAAUGGAGAUGGGCGGCGAUAACACCAAAAAUCAGAUAACUUCCUCCGAGGGAGAGGCUCCAGAGAGCCAUGAAAAUCUUGGGCAGACGAGUGAGAGGUAAGAGAGAGGAGGACGCCCACGUGAGAGGUAAACAACAGCAUAUGCAGCGGCAGAGGCGGCGGCGGCGGCGGCGGCGGCGUCGGAGGAAGAAGAAGAUGA
This is a messenger RNA of Spirodela intermedia, 7266 nucleotides long. NCBI's taxonomy places the organism in Eukaryota, Viridiplantae, Streptophyta, Magnoliopsida, Alismatales, Araceae. The record is from the annotation of a GenBank genome assembly.